Molecule: messenger RNA, 676 nt
Organism: Macadamia integrifolia
Lineage: Eukaryota; Viridiplantae; Streptophyta; Magnoliopsida; Proteales; Proteaceae
Product: BON1-associated protein 1-like
Exons: 1
Coding region: 43-633 (196 amino acids)
Biological process (GO): defense response
Source: RefSeq, a predicted model, not a curated record
AAGUAAGAGAAGUCUUAAGAGACAAGAAGCUUUUUAUCAAACAUGGAGAAGAAGGCAACAAGUUCUUUGGAGAUCACCAUUAUCUCUGCGGAAGGCUUACGCCUCAACGGGAGAUCUGUAAGGAAGAACAUAUUCGUGAUCGUAAGAGCUGACUCACGUAACCAGAGGUCGACAAGCUUGGAAAAGGGAGAAGGAAGAAACCCAUCAUGGAACCAGAAGCUAGAGCCGCCGCUGCCUUUACCCAAUUCGGUUCAGUCGUUGAUUACGUUGGAGGUGCAAUGCAAGACGUCUUCAGGAGGAGUCAGGACUGUUGGAACUUCAAAGAUUCCAAUCUCAGAUUUCAUGGCAGACUAUACGCCGCCACAGUAUCUGCAUUUCCUUAGUUACCGCUUGAGAGAUCGGAAUGGUGAACGUAAUGGUAUCAUUAACUUCUCCGUCAGGACUCUCGGCUCGCAAAGCGCCUUUGCAGCUUGGCCCGUUCUGCCGCCUCAGCCUUUAGGUUUUCCGGCCGCCGCGAAUCAGAAGUUCAGUGCUGCUAGUGGGAGUGGGAGUGGGAGUGGGAGUGGAACAGCCCUUGGUGUUCCAGUUCCAAUGCCCUACAAGUUCGGGUCCGGGCACGGGUAUGGGGUGUAAUGGUUGCUGACGCAUCAAUCCUGUUUUAUCAAAAAAUUUAUUU